Messenger RNA from Staurois parvus, 448 nucleotides. The record is from the annotation of a GenBank genome assembly. Lineage: Eukaryota; Metazoa; Chordata; Amphibia; Anura; Ranidae.
UGAUCAGCUGUGUCCAAUCCAAUCACAGCUGAUCACAGAUCAUCAGAGCACUGAUGAUCAGUGUGCCCUGAUGAUCUGCGUAGCCCCAGCAGCGCCACCUGUCAGUGUCCAUCAGUGCCAGCUCUCAGUGCUCAUCCAUGCCACCUGCCAUUGCCCAUCAGUGCCACAUCAGUGUCACAUUUCAAUGCCCAUCAGUGCCACAUCAGUGCCACAUAUCAGUGCCCAUCUGAGCUGCCAGUCAGUGCCACCUAUCAGUGCCAGUCAGUGCCACAUAUCAGUGUGCAUCAGUGCCACCUAUCAGUGCCCGCCAGUGCUGCCUAUCAGUGCCACCUAACAGUGCCAGUCAGUGCCACCUAUCAGUGCCAUAUAUGAGUGCUGCCUUUCAGUGUCCAUCAGUGAUGCCUGUCAAUGCCCAUCAGUGCCACCUACCAGUGCCUCCUCAUCAGUG